This is a messenger RNA of Drosophila miranda, 1413 nucleotides long. RefSeq lists its product as uncharacterized. The transcript has 4 exons. The record is from RefSeq and is a predicted model, not a curated record. Bases 1 to 1032 code for a protein of 343 amino acids. Lineage: Eukaryota; Metazoa; Arthropoda; Insecta; Diptera; Drosophilidae.
AUGGCUGAUCCGAAAAACGAAAUGGGUACCGAAGCUGGCACAGCAAUGGACAGCGAAAGCGUUCUGAACGAUUUACGUCUGCUGGAGCUGAUAACCAAGUAUCCUUUUCUGUAUAGUAAAGCAGCGCAGCCGGAACAGGACUCGGAAUACGACGAGUGGGCCUGGAAUCAGAUUUCGAAGGAGUUUAAUGCCAGCUACGAGAACUUGCCGCUGAGUGCCCCCUUCUCGGCAGACGAGCUGCAGUGGCGUUGGAACUUGCUGCUACCGACCAUGGGCACCCUUUCGAAGGCGAAGGGACAAAUUCCCUUUCAACUGUGGUCCCUUGUGACGGAGAUCGAACGCUCGCUAAGUACAGAAAAUUUGGAACCACCCAGGGACUUGACGUCGUCGACUGGAAGUCGAGUUCCUCGAUAUCUCACACAACUCUCGCUUGAUGGUCCUCAGUACAAACCAGUCCAACCAAAAAUCGCACACACUUUUGCCAUCCCAGGUCCCCGUCCCAAAACCAAUCUGGUCAUUAGCAGUGUGUCUGGUGGCCAGGAUCUCAUUAAUGUCCCGACGGCGACUGUUUUCAUACCGAUUCAAGCUUUCACGAGCAAUGUGGUUGGACCCAUUAAUCCCGCGCCGGACGUUUCGACACCGCUUGAUAUCAAUGUGAUUGGUGCCAAGAAGGAACCCGUUGAGUGCCCGCCGUCUGUUUCACCACCGCUGGACAUUAAGACAGAGGUGGAGGUGGCCCUUGCGGCCAUUGAGCUUGCCAUUGAGAUGGAAAAUGUACGGGAAAAUAACCCAGAAGAGGCACAAGAGAAAUCACCGGAGAAAAACCGCACUCCCGUGGAGAAGCCCGAUGAUGCCACUCUAAAUCCUAAUCCGCGGUAUAUACCGAUCAAGAGCGCCAAGUACUACACAAAGAAGCUACUCGUUCGGGUGAAGCGCAUUGAUCAGGACGAGUAUUUGGUUUUCAUAUUUCGUUUGCUUCGCAUGCUCGAUAAACUAGUAACUAAACAAACAAAUAUGCGGGAGCGGGAGUAGGAGCUGGAGCUGAACUGGAGGCUGCAGGCGGGAUAACGAGGACGUAGUGGCGGACAAGGCCUCUGUUGGGCGUCACAUUGUUGUCAGUUUUGGUAUCUGGAUCAAGAUUCGUAUCCGGAGUUGGGGAUGCUCCAAUGCCGACAACAGAGGGUAUCGCCUUCGGCGAAUCCUCUUGCGCGUAGCCCACACGCAACGAAUGGUGCCCUGGAUCGAAAACUAGGGCUCCAAUUUCGUCGCCGCCAUAUAGCAUGUUGCCUCCAUUCAUCUUGGAGCGUCGGGACUACUUUUCAGCUUGAUUUCUUGCAAAAGUUCUCGAAAUGCCUGUCUUGUCUGUAUUUAUUUUUUGUGGCUUUUUUCACGACGCUUGCGUUAAUGGCAAUC